AUGGAAUCGGAAAGAUCAACACCAGAUCCCAACUUAAUCAUUGAUUCAUUUGGGCAUCCAUAUCCAUCAAUCAAUAUGCAAUCUGAAGUUGUUGAGGAAAUUAUUUACGGCUUGGAAUCAGGCAUUUUGUUUGGUAUUGAAGUUGAUGUGGUGAAAGGUGAAGAGAGUAAGGAGGAAGCAGAGGAGGUAAGCAAGAAGGCGAAGAGAGGCCGAAAGGGUAGUUCGAAGAAAGCUGCAAAAGAUGAGAAGGCGGCGAAGAGUGAGCCCGGCUCGAAAGAGCCUGUUACGCCAAUUGAGAGGCCGAUCAGGGAGAGGAAGACUGCCGAGCGGUAUUCGGAGCCUUCGACUGGGAGAAGUGCAAGCAAAGCAUUGUCCAUUGAGAAGGGUCAAGGCACACAGCUUAAGGAUAUACCAAAUGUGAUCCCUUUCAUUUCAGAGGAGAAAGGAACUGGAAAAGGUGGGAAGCCUCUCCAUUACAAAGGGAGCAAAUUCCAUAGGAUCAUUCCCAGUUUUAUGAUCCAGGGAGGUGAUUUUACUCUUGGUGAUGGGCGGGGUGGAGAAUCAAUCUAUGGUGACAACUUUGCCGAUGAGAAUUUUGAACUGAAGCACACCGGCCUUGGAGUAAUAUCCAUGGCAAAUGGAGGAGCAGACACCAACGGAUCACAAUUCUUCAUUACUACUGUGACAACUAGCUGGUGA
Messenger RNA from Camellia sinensis, 699 nucleotides. The record is from RefSeq and is a predicted model, not a curated record. NCBI's taxonomy places the organism in Eukaryota, Viridiplantae, Streptophyta, Magnoliopsida, Ericales, Theaceae.